Molecule: messenger RNA, 678 nt
Organism: Punica granatum (pomegranate)
Lineage: Eukaryota; Viridiplantae; Streptophyta; Magnoliopsida; Myrtales; Lythraceae
Source: RefSeq, a predicted model, not a curated record
GGCACCUCCCUUUAUUUUACCCCCACCACAUCCAGCACUACUAGCUCUUACUUCUACUACUAGUUCUUGACUUCCCCCCUUGUGUGAUUGAGAGAAUUUUAGCAAUGGCCUCGUCAAAGGUCCUCCUCCUCCUCGGCCUGGCCUUCGUCGCGGUCGUUCUCAUCUCAUUUGAGGCGGUCUCGGCUCGUGAUCUCGCUGAAGUCACCCAGACUGAGGAGACUGUCGGGUCGGACCACUACGGUGGACAUGGUGGAUACAGACAUGGUGGGGGCAAAGGCUAUGGCCACGGUGGUGGCUAUGGCCACGGCGGGCACGGUGGCUAUGGCCACGGCGGGCACGGUGGCUAUGGCCACGGCGGGCACGGUGGGCACGGUGGCUAUGGCCACGGCGGGCACGGUGGCGGUGGCCACGGCGGGCACCCUGGCCAUGGUGCAGCGGAGGAAACUGAAGCCGGGAACAAAUAAAUAAGUAUGAGAAAAAUUUCCAGCUCUAUCGAUGAGAAAUCAUAGGAGUGAUGGAAGUUGGUAUUAUGUGUUGUGUGUGUGUGUGACAUACAUAGUUUCAUGAAGGCCUUUGUAUGGUAAAAUAAGCUCUGUGAUGCCAUUGGCAUGCAUGGAGAGAGUCUACUGGAGUAAUUAAGGUUUUCAAUAUUAAGCUCUCGUUAGCACUUCCUGUUCU